Hippoglossus stenolepis (Pacific halibut) is the source of this 1912-nucleotide messenger RNA. It is a transcript of the gene ankra2, whose product is annotated as ankyrin repeat, family A (RFXANK-like), 2. Bases 152 to 1096 code for a protein of 314 amino acids. The transcript is spliced from 9 exons. Lineage: Eukaryota; Metazoa; Chordata; Actinopteri; Pleuronectiformes; Pleuronectidae. Gene Ontology annotation, molecular function: protein binding. The record is from RefSeq and is a predicted model, not a curated record. Gene Ontology annotation, cellular component: nucleus; cytoplasm.
GACGUCUUUGUGGACGCCACCAACUGCGCAUGCGCACAUGUACACAAACACCGACAGCCGAGGAACAGAUAUCAGAGAAAAACAAUGUGUUACCGAGCGCUCAGUGGCUUCAGUUUAACCUCAGUGUGACGGCUCCGUGAGUGAUCAGAGGAUGGACAGCAGCGGCGUGUCAGCCUCGGAUGGGACAGGAGAGUGUUCCAUGGGGCCUGAGGACAUGGAGGGGAUCUGCGUGAUGCCAGACUUAAGUGCCAUCAAGACUGAAGGCACAAGCCCAGAUGACCCAGGCACCCAAAAUGUGGCCAUGGGCAUCAAGUUCAUCCUGCCCAACCGCUUUGACAUGAACGUCUGCUCAAGAUUUGUCAAGUCGCUUAACGAAGAAGACAGCAAGAACAUCCAGGACCAGGUGAACUCCGAUCUGGAGGUGGCUUCUGUUUUAUUCAAAGCUGAGUGCAAUAUCCAGACCUCACCCUCGCCAGGGAUACAAGUGCGCCAUGUUUACACACCAUCCACCACCAAACACUUCUCCCCCAUCAAACAGUCCACCACCCUCACCAACAAACACCGCGGCAAUGAGGUUUCUUCCACACCUCUCCUGGUUCAUUCUUUGUCCAUUCAUCAGCUGGCAGCCCAAGGAGAAAUGGUGUUUCUGGCCAGCAGGAUUGAACAAGAGACUGUCAUCAAUCACCAAGAUGAGGAGGGCUUCACUCCCCUGAUGUGGGCAGCUGCACAUGGACAAAUCGCUGUUGUUGAGUUUCUGCUCCAAAAUGCCGCUGACCCCAACGUCCUGGCCAAAGGGAGGGAGAGUGCAUUGUCUUUGGCUUGCAGUAAGGGAUACACUGAUAUCGUGAAGAUGCUCAUCGACUGUGGUGUUGAUGUCAACGAAUAUGACUGGAAUGGAGGAGCCCCUCUGCUGUACGCUGUCCAUGGCAACCAUGUGCGCUGUGUUGAAAUCCUGUUAGAGAGUGGUGCAGAUCCUACCAUAGAGUCGGAUUCUGGGUUCAAUGCGAUGGACAUGGCUGUGGCUAUGGGCCACCGGAAUGUUCAACAGGUGAUGGAGGCACACUUACUGAAGUUACUGAUGGGAAUCAGAGAGUGAACUGGGACACUCGAGGGACAUCACUGGUCUCUGGACAGUCAUGUAGCACGCCCACGUCAUCAGCCAACAGGAAUAUUUUGUUCCAUCAACAGCAUUUGCAUCACGUCAGCGUAAUUUUUAUCGUGUAUGAUGCUCAUGAAGGUUUGUGCUGUAUGAAUUAUCAAUUUGAACCUUUCAAACUCAACACUUCACAUUGAAUAUGGAGUUGCAAAUCUUAGCAGGAUUCAUGGAGGGAUUUCCAAAAACUAAAUGCAUAGUUCACUUCUUGUCUACAGCCCAGCAUGCACAGCACUCCACCAGUAGUGUGCUGCCAAAAUAAGCAGUGGAGAGCAGGUUUAUUUGUUCUUCAGCUAAGCAUGGUGGCUCUGUUUUGACUUCCUUUAUAAUGUGGGAUAUUUUUAUUAACUUAUUAACUAAAUAAUGAAGAAUUUUCAAUUGUGACAGAGUUUUAUUGUUGGUUUGGUUCAUGUUGAAACUCACUGGUUUUCAUAGUGAGCGUAUUUCCCGAGGAUGAGAUUGAAAAUCUGUUCCUACAGACUGAAAUGCACGUGGCACAGACGCUGAGCUUUCUGUUGAUUCUGAACAUCCUCGUGUCGUUUGUACUUGGUUUAUUUAUUUGAAAAGUUAAAACAAUGUGUUGUAAUGUGAUAAAAUUCUCGUAUUGUUGUAACUCCCAUUUGUUUCAUUGUAUAGUAAUACUAAUGUCCAGGCAUGUUGUCUAUUUUAUAACCUUGUUUUAAAUGUCCCACGUGGUUAUUGUGGUGCUGUUUGCUGCUGUAUGUUGAAGUUAUUUAAUUAAAAGAUCUUUAUAAAACA